Molecule: messenger RNA, 3868 nt
Organism: Lycium ferocissimum
Lineage: Eukaryota; Viridiplantae; Streptophyta; Magnoliopsida; Solanales; Solanaceae
Exons: 2
Coding region: 1174-1845 (223 amino acids)
Source: RefSeq, a predicted model, not a curated record
UUGGCCAUGGUUCCUUAAUAAAUAUUGUAGUCCAUUCAAUGUAGUUUUCAAUAAUUUCAAUUGUUUGUCAUUCUAACAUUCCUACAAAAUGUUAUGACCUUUUUAAUGAAGAAUAGCAGUGUAGUCUACAUGACAGCACUUUCAUACGAAAGCGCAGAGGAAUUGGGAUGAACAAUUUUCGAGGAUAGUGGAGUUGACGCAAAAGUGACAACAAGUGUGCCUCACCCGGCAAGUCAGCCUAUAAAUACCCCAUGCUCAAAUUUUUGGAUUUCAAAUAAGGUCAAGGAGCUAGGGCACGACUCCAAUAGAUAUGGCCCCAAAUCUCUUCCAAUCAUCAUAGUGAGUAUUUUAUGAUGUAUUUAGAUUAUAUAAACAUCGAUAAUAAGAAUUUAAACCUCAAAAGCAUAUAAUCUUGUCUAGAUUCUCAAAUCUCUCUAAAAUCACUCAGACGCUAAAAAGUGAUAUUAUGCUGCCAAGAGGUAAUUUCUCUACUUGAGCUUCAUAUGUAUGAUGUAGUAAUGCGGUAGACGUUUUAGAGUUUACUUGAUGUUGUAAUUGGAUAUUGCAUGAACCAUAAAAAGGGUCUUGAAAGUGAUAUUUUUAGAUGGAGAAGAAGAUGAAUAGUGAUAUGUUAAGAUAAAUGAAAUCAAUUUGAGUUUCUUUGAUUAUGUCUUGGUUAAUAAUUCCAACAAUAGUGUUAAUAUAUUCGUUUGAGUCAUAUAAGUUGACCAUUAAAAAUUCAUGAUUACUGUUGCGUCCUAUUUCACAUGAAUUAAGGUACAACAUAACGAUAAUUUCGAGGUAUACUGGUAAUUAUAAUUAAGGAGUCUCUACUUAAUGCUGAGGUAUAUUAGCAAACCUAUUUAAACUAUGUGAUAAAGUGUAACUUCAAUUAUGGUUUACUAAACCUGUGGGAUUCUAAGAGCGUUCAAAACAUGCUAAAUGGACGGGGUUAAACAUCCUAAAAGAUCUACUUAAAUAUAGUUCCUUUCUUGAUUUAAUUUAAUUAAGUGAGAAAUUUUCAUAAAAAUGAUUCCAAAUAGAUAUUUAAAGUCUAAAGAUUUAUAAUAAAAGAAAACUACCUCUGGUAGUGGAUACUCUUGGUGGAAUGGAAGAAAUGAAGAGGAUUGUAUAUUCAAGAGACUAGAUAGAGUCUUUGGAAAUCAAGAGUUCAUGGACUUAUUUCCAUCAUUUGAAUUUUCACAUCAGAUAAGAUAUGGAUCUGAUCAUGCCCCUUUCCAUGUAGUAUGUGACAAUCAAAAUGAAGUGGUAGUGAAGCCUUUUAAAUUCCUAAACUUUUGGACUUCUCAUCCAAAGUUUCUGGAAGUGGUUGAGAAAAACUGGUGUUUGGACUUUGCAGCUAAUCCAUUCAUUGAGUUUCAGGCAAAAAUGAAAAAGGUGAAACAUGCUUUGGCAGGUUGGAGUAGGGAAACUUUUGGUAAUAUAUUCCAACAAAUUUCCACUAUGGAGGAUGUUAUCAAAGUGAAGGAAUUACAGUUUGAAAUGAACCCUUCUAGUUUGAAUAGGGAAGCAUUACACAAAGCCCAAGCAAACCCGAAUAGGUAUUUACACUUGGAAGAAGAAUAUUGGAAGCAGAAAGCUGAAAUGAGGUGGUUUAAGGAUGGAGAUAGAAAUACCAAAUUCUUUCACAAUUAUGUCAAAGGAAGAAGGAAAAAGCUGGCAAUUCAUACCAUUCAAAAUGGACAAGGGAACUGGAUAAACCCUAAUGCUGAUAUUGGGCAGGAAGCAGUGUCCUUUUAUCAAAACCAGUUCAGGCAUGAAGGAAUUGCCAAGGUUUAUAACUCAUACAAAUCUUGUGCUCAUUCCAAAGAAAGAGGUUAUUAACACUUUUGCUGAUCUGAGGCCUAUUAGGUUGAGUAUAUUUGCCAACUAAAUCAUUUCUAGAGUGUUGCAUGAAAGAAUUGUUCCAUUGUUGCCUGGCAUUAUCUCUAACACUCAGACUGGUUUUGUUAAAGGAAGAAGCAUAGUAGAGAAUGUUUUACUGGCACAAGAAAUUAUCAGGGACAUUAACAGAAGGAACAAACUACAUAAUGUGGUAGUCAAGAUUGACAUAGCAAAAACAUAUGAUAGAGUCUCAUGGAUUUUUUUGACAAAGGUGUUAAGACAAUUUGGCUUCUCUGAAGAGGUGAUAGACAUGGUCUGGAGGCUAGUCUCAAAUAAUUGGUAUUCAGUGUUGAUCAAUAGACAGUCACAUGUUUUUUUUUUCUUUCUUCAAGGGGUUUGAAACAAGGUGAUCCACUCUCUCCAACACUCUUCAUUAUAGCAGCAGAGGUUUUGGAAAUAAAUUUGAUCAGUCUACAUCAUGAUCCUCUCUUUAAGGGCUAUGGCAUGCCAAAGUGGAGUCCACACAUAAACCGCUUGUCAUAUGCAGAUGAUAAAAUCCUCUUUUGUUUAGCUGAUCCUGUCUCUUUAAAGAAAAUGAUGAAGGUAAUACGGAAUUAUGUGAAGAUUUCAGGCCAGCUAGUCAAUAAUGAAAAAAGCUCAUUCUUUCUGCAUGAGAAAGUUCCAGGUAACAUAGUAAGUAGAGUAAAAAGAAGAACAUGGAUGAGGAAAGACUCUUUUCCAUUUACAUAUCUGGGGUGUCCAGUUUUUUAUGGAAGAAGGAAGAUUGUGUAUUAUGAGAAUCUUAUAAAAAAAGUGAUGAAUAGGGUGAUGUCUUGGCAAAACAGAUUGCUGUCUUUUGGAGGAAGGUACAUUUUAAUAGCACAUGUUCUGCAGACUAUGCCUGUAUAUUUACUAUCUGCUAUGAAUCCAUUAAAAGGGGUUAUAGAGCAACUUCAUAAGAUUUUUGCCAAGUUCUUCUGGAGUAACACUACAGGGGUAAAAGGAAAGCAUUGGGUUGCAUGGGAGAAAAUGAGUCUGCCAAAAGAGGAGGGGGUUCCGGCUUCAGAUCCCUUCAUGCCAUCUCAAAAUCUCUCUUUGCUAAGCUUUGGUGGAACCUCAGAACAUCAAUAUCUCUUUGGGGUGCAUUCAUGACCAAAAAAUACUGUAAGAAGUUCCAUCCUGUUGUUGCUCAAGAUAGAGGUGCAUCUCAUGCAUGGAAAAAGAUGGUGAGUGUUAGAGAGGACAUUGAACAUAAUAUAUGGUGGUAGCUAAAAUCAGGUACUUCUAGUUUCUGGUCUGAUAACUGGACCAAACAAGGUGCAUUGUAUUUUUGUGGAUAAUGAUCAGGCCAGAGACAAAGAAAUAGAGGUGAGGGAGUUUAUUGAUGGUGGAGAAUGGAAUCAGCAGAAACUACUAACAAUGCUAUCUGAAGAUAUAGUUGAUUAUAUUCAGGGAAACAUCAGUCAUACUUUGAUGGCUGUUGAUAAUGAUAAGGCCUGGUGGAUGAGGAAAAAUAAUGGAAAGUUUACUGUGAAAAGUGCAUGGGAGGAACCCAGGCAAAAACAGGAGAGAAAUGCAGUCUACAAAUACAUAUGGUUGAAGGGCUUGCCAAUUAAAAUUAGUUUCUUCCUGUGGAGAUUGUGGAAAAGGAGGCUAGCCACAGAUGACAAUCUCCAAAGAAUGCACAUUCAUACUGUAUCAAGAUGCUGGUGUUGUGAGGAGUACAAGCAGGAAACAAUGACUCACCUUUUUCUAACAUCUCCAAUAGCUUUUAAGCUUUGGAAACAGUUUGCUUCUUGUGCAGGUUUGAAUAUAGAAGGGCUGCAACUGCAGCAAGUAAUCACACUAUAGUGGACAGUAGCUACUGCUCAUAAGCUGCAAAGCAUUUAUCAGGCUAUUCCUGCUAUUCUGUUAUGGGAAGUAUGGAAAAGAAGGAAUUCAAUUAAGCAUGGGAGGAACACUACCUACAGCAGGAUGGUUUGCCAAGCUCAGCAAUCCAUCUUCCACCUAAUCAGGGUGAAAU